UAAUUGAGUUGAAAGAAAAAUAAUAACACCGGCGGCGGACUUUAUUCAGAAGAAACCCUACUUUCUUUCAAUAAACCCAAAUUACGACGGCGAUGGACGGAGCUCCGAUACUGGAGGAUGGCUUCCCGGCGGCGAGAUUGUUCAGCCAGGGGUACUCCUACACGUACGACGAUGUGAUCUUCCUACCUGGCUACAUCGAUUUCCCCACCGACGCGGUGUCGCUGUCCACCAAGCUCAGCCGCCGCAUCGCGCUCGCGACGCCGUGCGUGUCUUCUCCUAUGGACACUGUCACCGAAGCAUCCAUGUCGGCGGCUAUGGCUUCUCUCGGCGCCAUCGGAUUUAUCCACUCCAACAUCCCGGCUUCGACGCAGGCUGCUCUAAUCCACCUCGCCAAGUCGCAUAAAAUCCCAUUCUCUCAUGAAAUCGUCUAUAAAUCUCCCUCAGAUUCGAUUCUGUCUCCCGACGAAUUCUCUUCCGCUCCCUGCGUUUUUGUCACCGAGUCGGGGAGUGGUAAAUCCAAACUUUUAGGCAUCGUGAAGAAAUCUGAUUGGGAGAAAUUAGACGAUAAGGAAAUCACUGUUUCCAAGUACAUGGUAAAGUCGCCGGCGGCGCUUCCGGCAACCAACAGCUUUGAGGACGUGGCCGGUUAUUUAGCCAAAGAACACCUCGAUUUCGUGCCGCUGGUGAGAGAUGACUCUGCAGAUGGAGAUGAAGUCGUGAAUUUUGUGACUCGUGAUGAUGUGGAGAGGAUAGAGGGAUUUCCCAAAUUGGGGAUGCCAUCUUUGGGGCCUGACGGGAAGUUUCUUGUGGGGGCUGCAAUAGGGACUCGGGAAUCCGACAAAGAGAGGCUGGAGCAUUUGGUUAAAGCCGGUGUGAAUGCAGUGAUUGUCGACAGUUCUCAGGGGAAUUCAAGCUAUCAGAUUGACAUGAUUAAGUAUGCAAAGAAGACAUAUCCAGAUUUGGAUUUGAUUGGUGGAAAUGUGGUGACUACAUACCAGGCGCAGAACUUGAUUCAGGCAGGAGUCGACGGCCUCAGAGUAGGGAUGGGAUCGGGUUCCAUUUGCACCACCCAAGAAGUUUGCGCCGUUGGUCGAGGACAGGCAACUGCUGUUUACAAGGUUUCGACGAUUGCAUCCGAGAGUGGUGUGCCUGUGAUAGCUGAUGGGGGGAUAUCAUAUUCCGGCCAAAUUGUGAAAGCUCUAACUUUAGGUGCAUCAACUGUAAUGAUGGGAAGUUUCUUGGCUGGAAGUACUGAGGCUCCUGGUGUGUAUGAAUAUCAGGGUGAUCGCCGGGUAAAAAAAUAUAGAGGAAUGGGGUCCCUAGAAGCAAUGACCAAAGGGAGCGACGCAAGAUACUUGGGUGAUAAAGCUAAGCUGAAAAUUGCUCAGGGUGUGGUUGGUGCCGUGGCUGAUAAAGGCUCUGUAUUGAAAUUCUUACCCUACACAAUACAAGCUGUAAAGCAAGGAUUCCAGGACCUCGGCGCCUCGUCCCUGCAAUCUGCCCAUGACCUCCUAAGAUCAGGCGUCCUACGGUUGGAGGUUAGAACAGGAGCAGCUCAAGUUGAAGGUGGAAUUCAUGGGUUAGUCUCGUAUGAAAAGAGAUCGUUUUAAUCAAUUUUCGAACGGUUCCCUGUUACGUCUUGUCGUCUAUUUGAGAUGAUUAUCUUGUUGCAUUGGAUCUGUACAAGUUAACUUCUGGAUUGGUAUUUAUAUCAAACUGAGGAAGCAACCAGUAAUUAUUAUUA
This is a messenger RNA of Andrographis paniculata, 1744 nucleotides long. Its product is annotated as inosine-5'-monophosphate dehydrogenase-like. Gene Ontology annotation, molecular function: IMP dehydrogenase activity. The coding region runs from base 93 to 1610 and encodes 505 amino acids. Gene Ontology annotation, cellular component: cytoplasm. The transcript is spliced from 4 exons. The record is from RefSeq and is a predicted model, not a curated record. Gene Ontology annotation, biological process: GTP biosynthetic process. Lineage: Eukaryota; Viridiplantae; Streptophyta; Magnoliopsida; Lamiales; Acanthaceae.